Molecule: messenger RNA, 504 nt
Organism: Pseudomassariella vexata
Lineage: Eukaryota; Fungi; Ascomycota; Sordariomycetes; Amphisphaeriales; Pseudomassariaceae
Product: Skp1 family, dimerization domain-containing protein
Exons: 4
Coding region: 1-504 (167 amino acids)
Biological process (GO): SCF-dependent proteasomal ubiquitin-dependent protein catabolic process; mitotic cell cycle
Cellular component (GO): cytoplasm; nucleus
Molecular function (GO): cullin family protein binding
Source: RefSeq, a predicted model, not a curated record
AUGUCUGCCGACGGUAACACCAAGAUCAAGUUGCAGUCCAACGACAAUGCCUUCAUUGAGCUCGACCGCCAAGUCGCUGAGCGCUCCAUCCUGAUCAAGCACAUGCUUGAGGAUCUCGGUGAGGCUGCUCUUGGCCAGACCAUCCCCAUCCCCAACGUCACUGAGCCCGUCCUUCGCAAGGUCGUCGAGUGGUGCGAGCACCACCGCAACGAUCCUCCUUCGACCGCUGAUGAGGAGUCCGACAACCGGAAGAAGACCACUGAGAUUGAGGAGUGGGAUCAGAAGUUCAUGCAGGUCGACCAGGAGAUGCUGUUCGAGAUCAUCUUAGCUUCCAACUACCUUGACAUCAAGCCCCUUCUGGAUGUCGGUUGCAAAACCGUCGCCAACAUGAUCAAGGGCAAGUCCCCCGAGGAGAUCCGCAAGACGUUCAACAUCACGAACGACUUCACCCCCGAGGAGGAGGAGCAGAUCCGUCGGGAGAACGAGUGGGCCGAGGACCGCUAA